Colletotrichum scovillei is the source of this 851-nucleotide messenger RNA. RefSeq lists its product as uncharacterized. Bases 162 to 851 code for a protein of 229 amino acids. Gene Ontology annotation, cellular component: mismatch repair complex. The transcript is spliced from 3 exons. Lineage: Eukaryota; Fungi; Ascomycota; Sordariomycetes; Glomerellales; Glomerellaceae. Gene Ontology annotation, molecular function: ATP-dependent DNA damage sensor activity; ATP hydrolysis activity. The record is from RefSeq and is a predicted model, not a curated record. Gene Ontology annotation, biological process: mismatch repair.
CCUUUGACCAGCGGAAGUUGUCAUCGUUGAUUGAACAUUGGCAAGCAAUUGCCAUGGCCGUGUAAAUCAGGAACUGCAGACAUCCAUGCACAUACGCAGUCAUCCCCGGUGGCUCAUCCUGACGCGUCUCGACAUGGCGCCUCGAUUUCCCAAAUCCCAUCAUGUCCAUUAAGCCCUUGCCAGAGGACGUCACCCGCCGCAUCAGGUCCUCAGCCACAGUUACGUCUCUUAACGGCGUCGCAUGCGCUCUCGUCAAGAAUUCCCUCGAUGCCGAGGCCACAAGGGUCAAUAUUACUAUCGACUAUUCUCGUGGCAAUUGCACGGUUGAGGACGACGGGCUAGGCAUUCUACCGGUUGAAUUCCAAGAGAAUGGAGGACUGGCCAAACAGCAUCACACAUCAAGACUCUCGCCCGAGACAGACUGCCACGGUGUCAACGGCAACUUCCUAGCCUCUGUUGCCGCUCUAUCUCUGCUCUCCAUCACCUCCCACCACCAUCUCUACAACUCGCAAAACUCAGUCACCAUUCACAACUCAAAGGUCUUGGCACGCAACAUCCCUGCCCUACCGGAGCAACGCCUAGUGACCUUCAGCCAUGGAACCCGCGUCACCGUUAGAGACUUGUUUGGCUCCAUGGCCGUCAGAGUCAAGCAGAGAGCUGCAGCCUCGGAAAAAGUCGCAGUGGACAAGGAAUGGGGCCGAUUACUUCAUGACCUCACUGCUCUGUUGCUAGCCUGGUCUUCGAAUGUUGCUCUCUUCGUCAGAGACAGUGUCAACAACAACGAGACACGCUUCAGGCCCAAUAAAACACCUCAGUCGGACUUGGUCUUGUGGACGGCUUGGAUCAAGUAG